AUGGCAACAGAGGUCAGACAAGUUGUAAGACAUCAACCACCAGACUGGUUCACUGAGCUUUACACUCAGUCAACCAAUGCUGAGCGUCAGAGGUCUGCAUCUCAUCAGGUCCGUCAAGAAUCCAGAUUUUUACGCAAUGAGACAGAUAGUCAGACAAAGUGGGAUCAGUAUUCAAAUGAUGUCAGACUGGCUGACCGUGUUGACCAUAUAAGAAAGUGGAAGGAAAUUCUAGAAAGGACUUUGGGACAGUUAGACCAGGAAAUUGCUGAUCUAUCUGAAGCAAAAGAAUUAACAGAACAAGCACUAGAAGCAAAAAAUCUCCCAACUGAUGUCAACAUUGAAUGCUUAACCUUGCGUGAGGGAAGAAGGAAUAUAGAUGUUGUGCAGGAUGAACCAGAAAAUCAGCUUCACAAAGAAGCCGAGGUUAUUGACGGGAUUAAAAAAGUGCUGCAGCAGAGGAUAGCAGAUUCAUUUGAGCAGCUGUGUCUUCUACAAGAAGCUAGACAACAAGUACAAGCAGACCUACAGGACAAAAAUAUUGCUUUAGGCAUUGACAUUGACCAGUACAACUUGUCUGAUAGAUCCCCAAACAUCAGCUACAAGCCUGAUCCACUGCGUGUACCUAAAGGGAGUACCACCCCUCAGCAAUGGGAAGACUUCAGUCGCUACAAUAAGGAGAGAGCUGAUGCUGAGAUGAAGUCGUCCAACAGACUCCGGGAACAAAUCCACCACACACUGCAACAGACAGCCAAUGAUCUAGAAGCACAGAAACAAGCCACUGAGUUUGCCUUCAGGAAGAGGAUCCAUGAAUUUGAGAGGGCCAAGGAUGAGCUAGAAUGGCAGAAAAAGAAUACUGAAGAAGAAAUUGCUGAGUUGGAAAAUGACAUUCGGGGCAUCGAGGAAGCAAUCCGCAACAAAAUCCGACCAACCAAAAAGGCUGAAACUAGACUGGAGAACAGAACUUAUCGGCCAAAUGUUGAGCUGUGUAGAGAUGCUGCCCAGUAUGGCCUUGUUGAUGAGGUCAAACAGCUGUAUGCAUCCAAGAAUGCACUUGAAGAGAAGCUCAAACAAGCCCAACAUGCCUUGGAUGGUCUACAGAAGAAUCUUCACCGCCUUAAUGAUGACAUUGCUCUCAAGACCCAGUCUCUUCGCUUGGAUAACCAGUGCCUAGGGGUGCGCCAGAAGUUGAACCCAGCUCCCACUAACCAGGUUGAGCACAACUUGAACCUGACUGGAAUUGAAAGGAUGAAAUCUGCUAUCUUAGCUUAAUCUCACCUCAGUUUUCAAAACAUCAAAAAUUGGGACCAAUAGUGAUGCUGUUGUGGUUUAGUAUUUUAUCUACAGGAAAGCACCUUUGACCCUUUCCUUUCACAUAAUUUAAGGUUGUUUUUGUUUAAUUAUCAUCUAAGCUUGCAUCACUUCAAUUAGAGGUCAAUGUAUUUAAAAAAUUUGAGUAUUGGUGUCUGCAUAAAAUCAAAUGAGCUUGUAGUGAUUACAUAAACUAAAAGGAGGAAGUAUUUUUUUUUUAUAUGGCUUUUUACAUUUUCUUUUUACAAGUAGAUUUUAAUUUUUAUACAAAUUUGGGUUUACAUUUGAUAUAUUGUGCACAGUUAUUUCAGACACUUUUUAAUAUAUUUAUCUAAGUUUUGAAUGUAUGACACAACCUUGUGGCCUGUGAACAAUUAAAAUAUAAUUAACAUAUUAUUAAACAGUAUUAAAAUACAAUAGUGUGUGUGUGUGGCUGUGAAUGUUAUGUUUUGCUUAUCAUUGGCUGUGAUACUGCAGUGUAUGUCAGAGAGCACUAAGCAGCAUUCCAAUUUUUUUAAUAGAUGGAUUAUAUGCUGGCUUUUAUAAUGUUCUUAUAAAAAAAAAUUUGACGUAACCUUAGAAUUUUUGUAGGGUGAGAAUUUUAUUUUCUUGUCAAGUCUUCAAAAUACAAGCAAGUCCCCAAUUUAAAGUAGGCAGGGUGGUCAGAAAUUUUGAAUUUUUUAAACUUAAAAUUAGGUAUUAUUCAAAAUAAUAUAUUACAAACAUUAAUAUAUGCUUAUAGUUUAAAAAAUUUAUUUUCUAUUCUAUGGAUCUAAAACUUUACUAAAAUGAAACCCUGAAUUUAAGUACAGUGGGAGGUUUUUAAAAUUUAAAAAUAUUAUCAAUGUUGUAACUGUAAUUUUCUGGUAUUGCUAGAUGAUUUUGUUUAGUAUCACCAUAUUUAUUUUAUAAAAAUAAAUACUGAAAAUUUUAAGCAUUAUAGUUGCUGAAGUAUUUUUCUUCAUCAUGACAUUUUAAAAACAUUACUUAGAAAAUAUAAGUGGUAUUCAUUCAAGAUAUCAAGGCAUUUUAAAAUAUUAAAAACAAGACAAUUGUCCAAAACCAUUUCUUAAAAUCUAUCAUGUAUGAAAUGCUUCAUUAUUUCAAAAGAAUAAAAAUUUAACAACUAUUGUAAUUUUUUAAAUACUGACUGUUUUCUGAGGUGCUUGAUAGAAUUUUCUCCACACUGUUCAACUAGUUGUUUAAUUUUAAAAGAUUGCUAUUACAUUGAAAAAUGCUCUCGUAAGCAUUUAAUUUUUUUUAAUGAGAUCUUAUUAUUGAAUUAUUUUAUAAUCAAAUCAAUGUUUUUAAACCUUAAGAUUUAAACUAAGCAUUGAAAAUAAACGUGCAAAAAAGAAAAUACAAAUGAGCUUUUUUUUUUUUAAAUUAUACACUUUGAUUUAUUAUAAUAAUCUACAUUUUUUUAUAUUAACUUGUAAACAUCGUAUAACAUAAACGCUAAAUUAAAUAAAAAGUGGAUAGAAUUGUUUAUCCUAUUGAUGCACAACAUCAAACAAAUUAUUUCAAUAAAGGGAAAUACAAUCAAAUCUAAAAUUAUGUACAA
Messenger RNA from Physella acuta, 2872 nucleotides. Its product is annotated as tektin-2-like. The record is from RefSeq and is a predicted model, not a curated record. Lineage: Eukaryota; Metazoa; Mollusca; Gastropoda; Physidae. Gene Ontology annotation, biological process: cilium movement involved in cell motility; cilium assembly. Gene Ontology annotation, cellular component: microtubule cytoskeleton; nucleus.